CGCUCGGAGCAAGAAUUUCCCCAUCUCCGCCCAGAGCUGGAUACAUCAACUCGGGGAUCCACCCCCUCCUUGGCAGUGCGUGAAUGAAGGGAGGGGAGUCGGGUCCCCGCCCCGGAAGGCUGCACUUCCUGGUCCCGAGGAUAAAACUGGCCCUCCCUGGCCAGAGGGGACUCGUCCCUUCCUCGCCAUGGGCCCUUCGGACCCAGAGAACCCAGAUCGCACCUCGAAGGCGCCGACCCGCACCUGCCGCGUCCUGGACUGGUUUUUUGCGACUGCCCUGCUGCUGCUAAGCGGAGCCCUGGUCUUUUUCACUACUCUAAGGGCAAAUCUUGCCCACCCUCACGCCGCCGAAGGGCUCUCUGCCCCCCAGUUUCCUGCUCAGAGCCCCUAUGCCCAGCUGGUGAUGAAAGAUGCCUUGGUGCAGAACCAGACACUGAGCUGGCACAAUGAUCCUCAUCUUUCUCGUGUGUUCCUGGACCCACGAAUGAAUUACGAUGCUGAUAAAGGAGAGCUGGAGGUCAAAGUCGCCGGGCUUUACUUCGUCUACACUCACCUGAAGCUGCAGCAGGUUGUGGUUCCUGCAUACAGUCAAGGUACAGUCGAGGUCUUUGUGACUGUGGUGCAGGACUUUGGACAGCGAGCUGUCUUGAAUCUCUCCCUGGAUGUGGGACCUUCCAGCACUUCCACCAUCACCACCUCGGAGUCCUCCCUCAUCUUCCUGCAUCCUGGGGAGCGGCUCAGGCUCAGCAUGAGCGCCACAGCAGGGGACUUCCUGGACUGGCAGCUGGUGUCAGGGGCCAAUACCUUUGGCCUUUUCUGGGUGGCCGGGGGACAGCCCUUAACCGAUUCUGGGACAUUAACUGUGAUCAAUUAGCUGACACUGUGGUGUCUUCUUUGGAAGAUGGAGGAAGGGCAGAGAUGCUCUUGUUUUAUUUAACUUGGGGACCCCCUCACUUUAUGGUUGAAUCUUGGGGAAUUCCCAGUGUAACAGCCGGCAGUUCUCUGCAAGUCCAAACUUGCCUCAGAAAGAGGCAAUAGAAGGGCUAUGGGAGGAGCCAUGCUGAUUCUAGUCCUCACAGAGGCAGAGUAGUCCUGGUUUUGAAUAGAUUCUAGCAUUUAUUUGCUAUGUGACACUGGACUAGUCACUUCACUUCUCUCAUCCUCACUUGCCUCAUCUGUAAAAUGGAUAUAAUCUUUGCACUGUCUAAUUCAUAAUAUUGUUGGAAGAAAAGUUGUAGAAAUUAAUCGUUAUUUAUUUAUUUAUAUGAUCAUUCCUAGACCAAGGAACUGGGGCCAAAAGGCUGCCUCUUCCCUGCUGGCUUCUAGGAGUGCUAAACUACCUCAUGGGGAUCUUCACGUGAAGUACUUGGAGAUCCCAUAUUCUCAGUCUCAGGAAGAGACUUGGGCAAGAGUUUACUGGUCCAGGGAACUCCAGGCCAAUUACUCUGGAAUAUCUCUGUGUAUUUAUUCUGGACUAGUGCACUUUAAAUUACUUUAUUUAUCCCCCUCAUGUCCUGGGGAAUGUGUCUAAAAUAAAUAAAGGUAUCCUGAAGACCCAUGGAAAACUUUUUUUUUUUCUUUUUUUGUAUUUUAUCCAUUGUGUGAUUGUGGGUGAUUCCGGAUUGCAAUUGGUCAAUAGGAUAGAAUCAGUCAAUCAAGGGCUUUCAAUCCUAUUCUGUAAAAUGAAGAGUUGGCCUGUAAGGAGCCUGCCAAUAACAUGCCUUGUUCGGUGCAUCCUCUUAUCCUCUUCACUCUAUAAGUUUCCGAACAGGUAAACAUGGUCCAAGGUGGGAAGAUAUGAGGGAUUAGAGCAGGUUUUAAGAGAUCAUUUUCCAGCCUAGCCAAUUAACAGAAUCCUUUUUUGUACUGUUUUCUGUUGUGCUCUGGACUGAUGAUCUUUGGAGAGAUAGAAAUAUUACACCAGGACUUUAUUCUGUGGAACCUCCCAUACAUAGUACCUGUAUUUAAACAGGUGUAUGUGUGUGUGAAUUAUGUAUUGUGUACAACCAACUGGCCCAGUAGUUAGAGUGUUGGGGUCAGAAAGACCUGAAUUCAAAUCCUGCCUCAGACAUGUAUUAGCUGUGUGACCCUG
This is a messenger RNA of Sarcophilus harrisii (Tasmanian devil), 2092 nucleotides long. It is a transcript of the gene TNFSF9, whose product is annotated as TNF superfamily member 9. The transcript has 3 exons. The record is from RefSeq and is a predicted model, not a curated record. The coding region runs from base 188 to 874 and encodes 228 amino acids. Gene Ontology annotation, biological process: positive regulation of cytotoxic T cell differentiation; positive regulation of activated T cell proliferation; immune response. Gene Ontology annotation, molecular function: tumor necrosis factor receptor binding. Lineage: Eukaryota; Metazoa; Chordata; Mammalia; Dasyuromorphia; Dasyuridae. Gene Ontology annotation, cellular component: plasma membrane.